Rubroshorea leprosula is the source of this 1743-nucleotide messenger RNA. The record is from the annotation of a GenBank genome assembly. NCBI's taxonomy places the organism in Eukaryota, Viridiplantae, Streptophyta, Magnoliopsida, Malvales, Dipterocarpaceae.
CCUGCCAUCACACCCGACGCCUACGGAAGAGCAGAGGGUAAGAGAUAGCAGAAGCUGCGAAAAUGCCUUCCUCGCCGGAAUCUUUCACCCUACCAUCCAAAACUGUCAUCGUCCCUGACCAGAAAUCCACCAUGGAAGACCUUAAGUUCUCCGUCUCCGACCUCCCCAUGCUUUCCUGCCACUACAUCCAAAAGGGUUGUCUCUUUACUCGCCCUUCUCUCCCAAUUGACUCAUUAAUUCCCCUGCUCAAACGGGGCCUUUCCAGAACUCUUUCUUUCUUCCCUCCCCUCGCCGGCCGUCUCUGCACUGAUGCCGACGGUUACAUUUACAUAACCUGCAACGACGCUGGAGUGGAAUUUUACCAUGCUAAGUACACCCAGUGGUUUAUCCGAGACGUAAUUAGCCCAAUUCAUACGCCGGAAUUCGUUAAGGAAUUUUUCCCCUUCGAUAAGACAGUCAGUUAUGAAGGACAUUUUAAGCCCAUUAUGGCCGUUCAGGUCACGGAACUAGCCGACGGUGUCUUCAUCGGAUGCGCGGUGAACCACGCCGUCAUUGAUGGGACAUCGCUCUGGAAUUUCUUCAACAGUUUCGCUGAAGUUUGUAGAAAAAUGGGUGCUGGCAAUGACAUCGAGAGAAUCGCCAGGCAACCGAAUUUUUCGAGGGAUUCAGUUCUGGUAUCCCCGGCUGUUCUCAGGCUACCGGAAGGCGGACCCAAGGUCACAUUUGACGAGAACGCGCCGUUGAGCGAGAGAAUCUUUAGUUUCAGCAGAGAAGCAAUUCAGGAGCUGAAAGCCACAGUCAACGGCAAGAAAUGGCUAGAUAACAACGACGUUUUUGACGCCGUUGAAAUUAUGGGGAAGCAGAGUAACGACAAGUACAGCGACGGUAGCGGCAAAAGGAUAGCGGGCAUUCUCGAGAACUGGUUGUUUAAGACCACCGCCAUUCCAAAGACCGAAUCGGAGUCUAAGGCGGUGGAGAUUUCGUCGUUUCAGUCGCUGUGCGCCCUCCUAUGGCGGGCGGUGACACGUGCCAGGAAACUACCCGCAUCGAAAACGACAACGUUUAGGAUGGCAGUAAAUGUACGCCCCAGGUUGAACCCGAAGCUGGAUCCACUGUACUUUGGAAACGCGAUUCAAAGCAUUCCUGUUUACGCGUCAGCAGGUGACGUCACGUCACGUGACCUUCGGUGGUGCGCGGAGCAGCUGAACGAGGCCGUGAAGGCGUACGACGACGGUGCAGUUCGCCGCGUCAUAGCCGACUGGGAGAAGAACCCACGGUGUUUCCCGCUGGGGAACUUCGACGGUGCAAUUCUCACGAUGGGCAGCUCCCCGAGAUUCCCGAUGUACGACAACGAUUUCGGAUGGGGGAGGCCCCUGGCGGUGAGGAGCGGAGGGGCGAAUAAAUUUGACGGCAAGAUCUCGGCGUUUCCUGGGAGGGAAGGAAACGGGAGCGUUGAUCUGGAGGUGCUUUUGACGCCGGAAACGAUGGCUGGAAUCGAGUCGGAUUCCGAGUUCAUGCGCUAUGUCACAAGUUAAGAGUCCAACUAUGCGUGUCGUCAAGACGGUUAAUGCGUAAUGGUUUUUGUUGGCCGUAUGAUAAAUGUCGGGAUUGUGGGGUCGGACGGGUAACGGUAAUGAUGAGACCUGGGAUAAGGGCUUGGGUGGGUAGGGUUGUUCUGUAUUUUAUUUUAUGGAUUAAGCUCGUUUAUUUUGCCGUUGAAUUUAAUACAGUCACUAAGGAAAA